Molecule: messenger RNA, 501 nt
Organism: Microthlaspi erraticum
Lineage: Eukaryota; Viridiplantae; Streptophyta; Magnoliopsida; Brassicales; Brassicaceae
Source: the annotation of a GenBank genome assembly
AUGUCAUAUCAGUUACGACUAAACGGCAGCCGCUGUGACCGUUUUGUAAAACAGCAAAAUGAAGAAAUCGCAUUUCUCGAUAUUUCCGUCGUGAGGGAGAGGAGGAAUCCCUUAUUGAACACAAAAGAAUCUGACUCCGAUUAUCACCGGAUUUCUCUUCCUCAUGCCAUUAGAGUUCGUUUCCGUGGUGGAGACCGCCCGAUUCAUGGAGAACAGAGAGGAGAGACGCGGCGGUGCGCCGGAAAUGGACACGCUUGGACGCCCCGGUUCUGUUCGCCGAAUAUCUCGAUCUCUCCCUGUCUCAUUGGCUUGACCAGUGUCGGCUCCUCCGGUCAGUUACGCGCUCGCCACCCUCUGAUCUACUUUGCGGUUACGACGAAUUCGCUGUUGCAUGACGUCGGAGCCACCGUCGCAGUUCUCGGUGGAGCCUACACGCUUGUCUUAAUCUUUGAGAGUCUCACGAAGCAAAACGUGAUCCCACAGGUCUCUCUAAUCAGAUGA